CAGUUUGCAUGGGCUGAGUCCUUGGUCGUGUUCCUGAGAUAUGGACAAGCCACUGCUGCCAUGCGAGCUACAUUGGACGCUCAACUCCACUUGGCUCCAUUCCUUUUUCAUCAAAAACAUACACCCUCCUCAUCACCCACGCGACUCCAUAGAAACGAGGGAUGCAGACCUCGUUGCUCAUCAUCAGUAUCGCCCUCAAGGUGCUGCUGUUCCCUACAUACCACUCCACAGACUUUGAAGUCCACCGCAACUGGCUCGCCAUCACCCACUCCUUGCCUAUCUCGCAAUGGUACCAUGAGAAAACAAGCGAGUGGACACUGGACUACCCACCAUUCUUCGCCUGGUUCGAAAAGUUCCUCUCCAUUUUCGCUGCCCAGAUCGAUCCCAAGAUUGUCCAGGUCGAUAACCUCAACUACGACACCCUCACGACCAUCUACUUUCAACGGACAACCGUGAUCGUCAGCGAACUGGUGCUUUUCUGGGCACUGCAGCGGAUGCUGACCGUCAUGGGAAACCGCCCGCUCCAGAAAAUCAUCAAUUGGUCGUUGAUGCUCAACCCGGGCCUAAUCAUGGUCGAUAACAUGCACUUUCAAUACAACGGGUUCUUGUACGGGAUCAUGAUCCAUUCCCUGGUCGACGCAAAGCAGGGAAAAUUGCUGCGAUCUGGCAUCCUGUUUGCAGCACUGUUGAACUUUAAGCACAUUUAUCUCUACAUCGCACCGUCGUACUUCGCGUUUCUGCUUCGUGCGUACUGCUUCGAGAAUUCUGGAAACAGCAUCCGAGCAAAAUCAUGGACUUCAGCCUUCAGACCCCUUCACUUCCUCGCAUUGGGCUUUAGUGUCAUUGCCGUAUUCGCAGCUUCACUCGGCCCCUUUGCUGCCAUGAACCAGCUGCCUCAAUUGGCCUCACGCCUGUUCCCCUUUAAGCGAGGACUUUGUCACUCGUAUUGGGCCGCCAACUUCUGGGCCUUGUACACCUUUGUCGACAGGGUUAUGAUCGUGCUCGUCUCCAAGACACCUCUCGGACAAUAUCUCAACCUCACCCUCGAUCCCUCGGCUCUCGCUGCAACUACCCGCGGACUCGUCGGCGACACUGCGUUUGGCAUCCUACCAACCGUGACAGCACAGCACACCCUCAUCUUGACAGUCCUCUUGCAGAUCCCUAGUCUAAUUGCCGUCUUCCGAAAGCCGACAUUCGAUCGAUUUAUUGGAUCAGUAGCCUUGUCCGCCUUUGCGUCAUUCCUGGCUGGUUGGCAUGUGCACGAGAAGGCCAUCUUGCUGUGCACGAUCACUAUGAGUGUUGCGAUCGCAAACUUGGUAGGAACGAGCCCCAACUCUGGAGCAGGAGCUGGCGCACUGGCGGAUCAGAAGGGGGGAGCGCUGACACCCCGGGAUGUUCGCUCAUUUAUGAUCGUUAGCUUGGCUGGUUAUAUCGGACUCUGGCCUCUUUUCUUUUCUCGCGAAGAAACGCCAAUCAAGGUACUGAUCACCGUUAUCUGGUUCGUCGUGGUCGGCACAGGACUGGACCAAUGUAUACCCAAGCAACCCAAAGGGUCGUCGUCAUCGAUCGAGGCUGGACCUUCAUCGACCAUCAACCGUUCCAUGCUUCGGUACUUCACCACUCUUGAGCGCCUUUACGUGUUUGGAUGUGUACCCGUACAGCUCUACACCAACGUGAUCCAUGAGGCUGUCUUUGGCCAGAAUAAGCUGGCGUUCCUGCCACUCAUGAUCACCUCGGUCUAUGCUGCCGUGGGUGUCGUCUAUGGCUGGCUGCUGUACUCGACCGCGUAUUUCUCCUCAAGCAAGGCACUCGACAAAAAGAAGACACGAUAGCAAUAAAAAUGUAAUGAGA
This is a messenger RNA of Gamsiella multidivaricata, 1851 nucleotides long. Its product is annotated as family 57 glycosyltransferase. The record is from RefSeq and is a predicted model, not a curated record. The transcript has 6 exons. Bases 162 to 1832 code for a protein of 556 amino acids. Gene Ontology annotation, molecular function: dolichyl pyrophosphate Glc1Man9GlcNAc2 alpha-1,3-glucosyltransferase activity. Gene Ontology annotation, cellular component: endoplasmic reticulum membrane. Gene Ontology annotation, biological process: protein N-linked glycosylation. NCBI's taxonomy places the organism in Eukaryota, Fungi, Mortierellomycota, Mortierellomycetes, Mortierellales, Mortierellaceae.